CGCAUGUGGGAUGCGUGUGCUACGUGCACUUCGACGCGCGCGAUUUCUCUCAUCUUCUUCUCACAUAUCGACCUUUCUGCAUCCACGUGAACAUAAAUGGCCAUGAAGACGUCACCCAAUCCAGCAAAGAACAUCCGCAUCUUCAAAAACGGCGACUUUAACUCAUCGGCACGAAGAUUCGUCAUCAAUGAUCGUUACGCGCGAAAUUUCGACGCCUUCUUGAACCAGGUGACGACAGGACUGCGUCCACGGUUUGGUGCUGUCCGUAACCUCUACACACCGGAUCACGGAACGAAGAUCAGUAAACUGGAACAGCUGCGAUCUGGUGCUGACUACGUGGCUGGCGGGACGGAGAGAUUUCGGGCGUCUACGUUUGUUAGAGCUCGUGGAAAGUUGAAGGAGAUGGGAUACAAGGACAUAACAAGUGAUAGAGGCAUUCAUCAUGAACAGUCGAAGAUUCAGAAGAAGCCAAUUGUUGUUGUGUCAGCACGACUGCACAAGUUCGAAAGGACACCAACCAUAAUACAUGUUUUUCGUAAUGGGGACGAGCUGUUUAAAGGUGUAAAGUUUGUACUCUCACGGAGAGAUCUUCAUAAUUGGGACCAGCUAAUGACAGCAAUUGGAGAGAAAAUACAACUACGAACCGGAGCCGUAAGGAAAUUGUACUCGCUUGAUGGACAUUGUGUAUCACAAGUCACUAAUGGAAGUAAAUAUGUUGCAGUCGGAACAGACAGGUUCAAGAAGCUCCCAUACUCAGCAGAGAACAACUUGUUGGUAAUUGGACCAGGACCAACAGUUAGACGAGAAGCACAGGCUACUAAAAAGCAGGUUAUUGUUCAUCAUUUCUCAAAGCAAUCGACUGUUACCAGACUAAGUGUUGAGAGAAAACUGGAAAUUAUGAACAAGGACACGUCGUCACAGAAAGGAAAGAAGUCUUCAGUCAGAGGGCAGAAAAUUGAACCAGCAAUACUGACUGAACGAGUGCAACUGAGAGAGACUAAGAAACUGACUCAACAAAGAAUGAAAGCUUCUGUACAACAACGUAUUAGGUCUCCAGUCACAGGACCUGAAGAAUUCACAAGGGAUGUGCCAUCAAGUGUCUCUAGUUUGAAAUCAACUCACAGUCAUGGCCAAACUCCGGAAUUGUUUCAAGUAGAUAGCAGUGAGUCACUGAAUGAUAACAGUGAAACAGUACUCAGACGUUCCUCCAGAGAUAUUGAAGCUAAAAAUAGUGUAUUUAGUGCUACAGAGGAAAGUGAACAGCAAGUUGAAACAGUUGUGGAAUCAGAAGACAUGCAAGUCGAGAAGACAGUUGACAUGAUAGAGGCCGUUGAGGUAGACGACAUGGUAAUAGACGAAGAGAAAAACCAGGAGAUCACAGACAAUACGGCCAGUCAACAGAGACCAGCCAGUUGGAGUGGAGACAGUCGCAAACUCAAACAGGCAAGACCAACAUCAAAGACGUCAAGCGAACACAGCGACGAUCAUGUUGCCACAAACGUUGACGAAUCAUCAUCACACAGAGACGUACCAAAUGCUCAAAUACCAGAGACGGACGAAAUCCCAAACGAAACUGAAGUUCCAGAUGACAAGGAAAUUUCAGAUGCUACAGAGACUGCCAAUGCAGGAAUCUCGGAUCAGGCAAAAUUUUCAGAGAACACCAUGACUGAACAUAACACAGAAAUCCUGGAUAAUACGGUUAAUAUCAACAAUAGUGCUGACACCCAUGGUGUAAGAGAGGAGGAUGCGUUGUUGGAUGCCAGAGAAACCCCGGUUGUAGCAAACGAGGUGAAACCCGAGACUAUUGAGAGAACCGUUAGUGUAGAACAUGCGAACGACAAAGAAACAAACGAAGAAGUUGAAACAAAGAACGUUCAAGACGUCGAGAGAGGAGACACGGAGGCGCCACCACCCAAUGACUAGAGAAGGCUUUGCUAUCUAAUGAUGAAUAUUAGAGACUCGAUUAGUGUUUCGUAGUGACCCAUUGGUAUUGUGCUGUAUGCAUACCCUUUAGUUGAAAUUCAGCCGUCAUAAGUUAUUUUAUCAUGAAUAAAUAGGAAACAGUUAGCUGUUUCGAUAAGUUUUACAUGGCAAAGCUUGUGCUUGUCGGUGGUCUCACAGUUAGACAAAAAUUCACACAACAUGGCGGACGACGUUUGAGUUUGGGAAAACUGGUGGUAUGGUUGGUACUAGAUGAUUCGGGGUGUAUUUGAUGUUUUGUCAAAAUUGUAAAUGUGCGUGUGUUUGCUGUGAAUUGUGAGAGAAGUACAUUAGGUAGGCAUAUAAAUGAGUUGG
Messenger RNA from Corticium candelabrum, 2295 nucleotides. RefSeq names its product doublecortin domain-containing protein 2-like. The record is from RefSeq and is a predicted model, not a curated record. The coding region runs from base 97 to 1923 and encodes 608 amino acids. The transcript is spliced from 12 exons. Gene Ontology annotation, cellular component: microtubule organizing center; microtubule. Lineage: Eukaryota; Metazoa; Porifera; Homoscleromorpha; Homosclerophorida; Plakinidae. Gene Ontology annotation, biological process: intracellular signal transduction.